Messenger RNA from Episyrphus balteatus (marmalade hoverfly), 1887 nucleotides. RefSeq names its product venom serine carboxypeptidase-like. Bases 146 to 1849 code for a protein of 567 amino acids. NCBI's taxonomy places the organism in Eukaryota, Metazoa, Arthropoda, Insecta, Diptera, Syrphidae. The record is from RefSeq and is a predicted model, not a curated record. Gene Ontology annotation, molecular function: serine-type carboxypeptidase activity. The transcript has 6 exons. Gene Ontology annotation, biological process: proteolysis.
AUAAUUGGUAGAGAUGGCUAGUCGACCAGGUGAGAGCCACUUUGUAUUCUGUACCCACCUGUGGUUAUUAUUUGCUUGAUUAUGUUUAAGCGCUUCUUGAUUCAGUUAAUUCAACGAGAGGAGGUUUUAAUGGAAAUGGUCUACGAUGAUGGGAGGGUACAGAGGGUAUAGAGGAAUAGGGAAAAACAGCAGUCCAUCCAUUGUUACCCAUAUAAAGAUUAUUGUGCGUUCUGACGCAAAGGCAGUUGAAGCCUUACCACGCGGGAGUGAACACUCCUUCCACCUUAUUCGACAGAAAAAUAGUGCGUCCACAAAUACGCGAGGCGACGAGAUGAACAAGGUUCGGGUGUUGGGAUUAAUGUGCGUGCUUGUCAUUGUCACUACGGUACGGUGCCAACUUCUUCCGACUUUUGGAAUACCUAAGUUCCCCUCUGAUGGAUACAACUUCAAUAAAAACGAUCUUGAAGAUGGCAGACUGCUACUGACCCCAUACAUUGAAGCUGGCCUGCAGUCGACUGCCAGGAAAUUGGCCAAAGUCGACAGGAGCUUAUUUCUCAACACGACAAGUUAUGCUGGCUAUCUGACAGUUGAUGAGGAACGAGAUUCGAAUUUAUUCUUCUGGUUCUUCCCAGCCGAAGGGUCACAACGAUUAUUGCUUUCGAGUGGCGAGAAUGACCUCGACGAUGAAGCGGAUGCGGGCGAGACAGAGGACACUGACUUCGAUCAUGAAUAUUUGAAGAAGCUAUCGGCUAAUGAGACCACCAACUAUGGAGCCGAUGGUAAACCUGUUGUUCUGUGGCUGCAGGGCGGCCCAGGAGUAUCAUCAUUAAUGGCAUUAUUCACAGAGAAUGGACCUUUCUUUUUGGAUGGCACGAAGUUAAGAGAUAAUCCCUAUUCGUGGCACAAGAAAUAUCAUAUGCUUUAUAUUGAUAAUCCAGUCGGGACGGGAUUUAGUUUCACAAGUUCGGAUGGAUAUUGUGAAACUAUAACUGGAGUGGCUCGUCAUUUAUACACUGGUUUGGUGCAGUUUUUUAAAUUGUUUCCAUCACUGCAGACAAAUAGCUUUUAUAUUACCGGUGAAUCAUUUGCUGGGAAAUAUAUUCCAGCGAUAGCGGAUGUAAUUUACGAGCAGAAUGGAAUACCACAGAAUUAUUUGAAGAUAAACCUUAAGGGACUUGCACUUGGAAAUGCACUUUCAGAUCCGUACAACAUGGUGGACUACUCAGACUUUGCGUAUCAAUUGGGUUUGAUAGGUAGAAAAGGUUACCAGGAAAUGAAACUUACAGAGAGUCUUAUUCGAGCUUAUAUUGAUCAACCAAAAUUGGCUAAGGCUUAUUGGGACUCGACCUUGCAUCUAUUCACUGUUCAUAGCAACUAUAGUAAUAUGUACAACAUUCAGGAACCUGAAUCAAUGGACCUGUUCCCUUAUAAACCCUUUAUUGAUCAGCCCCAUAUUCGUGAGGCUCUACAUGUCGGUGGUCAUCCAUUUUCUGGACCAAAUACAGUCUACACCCACCUCAUCAAUGAUUUUAUGACAACAGCAAUGCACUGGACCGAACGACUUCUAGAUGCUGGACUUCGCAUUAUGUACUACAAUGGCAAUUGGGACUUUAUUGUUGCAUAUCCUUUGUCAGAAAACGCCUUCCACAAAAUGCAAUGGAGCGGUGCGGAAGAUUACAAAUCAGCAACACGUCGACCUUUUAAGGUGAAUGGAAAGCUUCAUGGUUAUGUUACUAAGGCGCGAAACUUCUAUGAGGUUUCAAUAAUAAGUGCAGGACACAUGGUGCCAACAGAUCAACCAAUCGCAUGUUUGACGUUGAUUGAUAGAUUUUUUACAAACAAGUUGUAGGGAAGAUGAAUGGAAUAAAAAAUGAGAGUUACAACCGA